Messenger RNA from Prorocentrum cordatum, 153 nucleotides. Lineage: Eukaryota; Dinophyceae; Prorocentrales; Prorocentraceae. The record is from the annotation of a GenBank genome assembly.
AAGGGCGGGCAGUGGCAGCGGGCGCGGGCGCUGCUGAGCGAGAUGUGGGAGGCGAAGCUGGAGCCCGACGUCAUCGACUACAGCGCUGGGAUCAGCGCGUGCGAGAAGGGCGAACAGUGGCAGCCGGCGCUGGCGCUGCUGAUCGAGAUGUGA